AUGAAGUUCUCGUCCGCCGUCCCUAUCGCCUUCGCGACCUUCGCAUCCGCCAAGGUUCUGAACGACGGCUCCAAGCUUGCGUACGGCCGCGCUUUCGACAAUCAGGCGCAGUGGCAGAUGACCGGCGUCCUCGAAUACCCCUGCACGGGCGACUUCGCGAACCUCGGCAUCGCCGACUGCUACCAGUUCACCCUCUCCGCCGACGGGUCCAAGAACCUCGACACCAAGCACCUCGACUCGCCGCGCCAGCGCAACGAGUUCCGCGCGCACAACGCGGCCGCGGGCGAGGAGCACACCUACUCGUGGAAGGAGUACGUCGCGGAGGGGACGGGGACGGGGAGCAACUUCUUCCACCUCAUGCAGAUUUUUGACGCGGGGAAGGGCGGGCCGGUGGUGACGCUGACCGCGAGGAAGGGGAGGGUGGGCGUGGAGAGUGGGCUGUGCGGAGGCGGCUGCCCGAGUGCGGCGUGGGAGGACUAUGUGGGGCGGACGACGCUACAUACGAUGAGGAUCACCUUCGGCCCCAGCGGCUCGAUGAGCUACAACGUUGAAGAUGCGGACUCAGGCGAGAGCAUCGUCUCUGCCGACCUGUCCGGCGCUCUGGGUGGUAGCACCUCCUACUUGAAGUUUGGCACUUACCGCAAGGUCUACGACGGCAUGACGGACGUUGUUGCCGCCGCUGGAGAUUUCUCUCAGUCAUGA
Messenger RNA from Schizophyllum commune H4-8, 702 nucleotides. RefSeq lists its product as uncharacterized. Bases 1 to 702 code for a protein of 233 amino acids. The transcript has 5 exons. NCBI's taxonomy places the organism in Eukaryota, Fungi, Basidiomycota, Agaricomycetes, Agaricales, Schizophyllaceae. The record is from RefSeq and is a predicted model, not a curated record.